This is a messenger RNA of Drosophila takahashii, 1021 nucleotides long. RefSeq names its product chymotrypsin-1. Gene Ontology annotation, biological process: proteolysis. Gene Ontology annotation, molecular function: serine-type endopeptidase activity. The record is from RefSeq and is a predicted model, not a curated record. Lineage: Eukaryota; Metazoa; Arthropoda; Insecta; Diptera; Drosophilidae.
UUGGCGCAUUGAAACUUGAAGCACUCACGAUAAUGGUUCGACGGGGUCUAUUCGAGAUCCUUGUGAUCCUGCUGGUCUGCAGUGGCUAUAGUCCUAGCAAUGCCAUUCGAUCGGCGCAACUGAGUGAAGAGCAGCUGAAGUGGAUUUCCAAGGCGGCGGGUGAGGGAGGAGUCAACUUCCAGAAUCGCGUGAUAAACGGAGAGGAUGCGGAGCUGGGCGAGGCCAAGUACCAGAUAUCGCUGCAGGGAAUGUACGGUGAUCACAUGUGCGGUGGUUGCAUCAUCGACGAGCGACAUGUCCUGACCGCAGCCCACUGCGUCUACGGCUAUAAUCCCACCUACCUGCGAGUGGCCACGGGCACUGUGCGUUGGGCCCAGCCGGAUGCCCUGUACUUUGUGGAGGAGCACUGGAUACACUGCAACUACAACAGCCCGGCGUACUACAACGAUAUUGCUCUGAUCCGGCUGAACGAUACGAUCAAGUUCAAUGAGUACACCCAACCGGCGGAACUGCCCACCGAACCGCUGGCCAACGGGACGCAGCUGCUCCUCACGGGCUGGGGAUCCACGGUUCUGUGGGGCGAUACACCCGAUGUGCUGCAGAAGGCCUAUCUGACGCACGUGGAUUACCCAACCUGCCAGGAUAUAAUGAACAACGAUCCGCUGAACGGAGCUUGCCAUAUCUGCACCCUGACCGACGGAGGACAGGGCGGUUGUCACGGCGAUUCCGGCGGUCCACUGACCUUCAACGGAAUACUCUACGGCCUGGUCAACUGGGGAUAUCCCUGCGCCAUCGGCAUGCCAGACAGCCAGGCCAGUGUGUUCUUCUACAAGGAAUGGAUCAGGAGAAUUAUUUCGGGAUUAUGCGAAUCCAGCUGCCACUGCUACGCCAGCAACUAUGGAAGCUAGGAAGAAACUAAGGGAAGGAAAAUUUGGUGCUUUGAUACUUUACUUCGACUUUAAUUCUACCAGUCAAUGUUUAAAUAAAGGUCAAGAGCAGAAGAUGCCAUUUAAUAAUAGGA